Messenger RNA from Chenopodium quinoa (quinoa), 1319 nucleotides. Its product is annotated as splicing factor SF3a60 homolog. Gene Ontology annotation, molecular function: RNA binding; zinc ion binding. The coding region runs from base 15 to 1286 and encodes 423 amino acids. The transcript has a single exon. Lineage: Eukaryota; Viridiplantae; Streptophyta; Magnoliopsida; Caryophyllales; Amaranthaceae. Gene Ontology annotation, cellular component: nucleus; spliceosomal complex. The record is from RefSeq and is a predicted model, not a curated record. Gene Ontology annotation, biological process: mRNA splicing, via spliceosome.
AGAGUACGUUUAACAUGGAGAGCAAAAGGAUGGUGUUUGAGGUGUUCAACGAGAUGCUAAACACGGUACGAGAGUCUAGCCGGCGAAACCCCGAGCUGCCUUCCAAGGUUGUCCGUGAUGGAGAGCAUUACGAGAAGAUGCUAGCUGAGUUACAGUCCCCAAAUAUUUCCUUCAGUGGCGAACAGGGAUUCGGAAGGUAUUUAGAUUUGAAUGAAAUUUAUAACAUGUUUAUCAAUUCUAAAUUUGGUUUGUACUUUACUUCAUAUGCUGAUUAUAUUGAUAACUUUCCUGCGAUUGAUUUGAUUCCUGCAAAAUACAAGGCUUCUCGACAGUACAAGGAGUACAUCGAAAGUGUUCUUAAGUACUUGAUUUCGUUCUUGGAACGAGCAAAGCCUUUGAUGUUCUUGGACAGGAUUUUCAAGAAUCUUGAGUCUGAAUUUGAGGAGAGUUGGACGGUUGAUAGAGGGAAAAAACGGCCUAGGACAAGGAGUAUCGAUGAUGUGAACGAGUGGCUCGAUGAACAUAGCACUGUCGAGAGUUUAAUUGAGUUAGGAUCGAUGAAACUUAACGAGGCGUUAAACGCAUUGGGGCUUAAGUCUGGGGGUACUAUGCAUCGAAGGGCAGAGAGGCUUCUCCUUGUGAAGAAUAUCCCCCUCGAAAGGAUGGAUCGAAAGCACUUAAAGAAGGAAAAAGGCGAUGAUGAACUUGAUUGUUGUAAAGAAAUUGCGCUCAUUGAAGCGAAAGUUAACAAGCUGUGUGAAAUUCUAAAAGAGACUCUUAAGCGGACUAGGGAACGCAUAAAGAACAGGCAGGGAAUGAGUUUUGAUGAACUCGUUUGUGAUCGUGAAGCUGAUAAUGAGAUAGUUGCACUCGACAUAGAAAGCAAUGGAGAAGAGGACGACAAAAGAAACAAUAAUAAUCCGCUCAAAUUGCCAAUAAGUUCGGAUGGGAAGCCUAUACCGUAUUGGCUCUACAAGCUUCACAGUCUUCAUCAAGAAUUCAAUUGCGAAAUAUGCGGGAACUACACCUACAAGGGCCGAAGGGCCUUUGAAAAGCACUUCCAUGAAGCGCGUCACCAACAUGGUAUGCAUUGGUUGGGUAUCCCUAACACCAAGAGCUUUCAUGAGAUCACUCGAAUCGAUGAUGCCAAGGAGCUGUGGCGGCAGAUUCAACACAGGCAAGAGUCUUUCUUAUGGCAGCCUGAUGUUGAAGAAUACGAAGAUGCCGAGGGUAACGUUUACAACAAGAAGACCUACAGAGAUCUUGUUAGACAACAGCUAAUUUGAUUUAACAUUAAUUAUACAUCCUUAGUACAAUUA